GGAGUUGGUGGGGAGGAGGAGAGACGGAGAGGGGGGAGAAAGUGCAGCUCGCGCGACCAGCCUCCUCUUCCAACGUCACAUUGUGCGAGAGACAAAACCCGGGCGCGCCUGAGCUCACACGCGCACGCACACACAGACGACCCCGUCGCCUCUUCUCUCCUGGCGCUGCCGAGAAAGCCAGCCCUCCCUUCCCUUCCUGGGGCGCAGAGGCUUAGCAAGCUCAGUCCUCAGCCCAGAGACAACACAGAAGGCGAAGAAAGGCGGUGGAUCAGCCUUCUUUCUCCCCUGCCUGCCCGGGCUGAGGCUCCCCAUCCCCCCGCCCUGAACCCCUGAUCUCUCCCACCCCACCCCUCUGGGUUUCACACGGAGUGAGCCCGGAGCCGGGUGUGCCCCCAUUUGGAAUCCACGUUUCAGCACUUCGGACAGCGCCCGGGCGCCCCGGGCCCCUUUGGGUUGGCUAUGGCGAGCGUUCAGCAAGGGGAGAAGCAGCUUUUCGAGAAGUUCUGGCGAGGAACCUUUAAAGCUGUGGCCACCCCGCGUCCCGAGAGCAUCAUUGUCGCCAGUAUCACGGCCCGGAAGCCGCUGCCAAGGACAGAACCCCAGAGCAGCCCUCUGGUUCCAGCUCAGGAUGGACCCUCGGAAAAGCUGAGCCAGCAUCUGGCCCCCGAGGCCUUGGGCACCAACAGCUGGGAGAGAGACAAGGCCUGCCGGGAGCUCAGUCCUGCCAGAGCACGCAGUGCCUCCCGCGACAAAGACUUAACGCCACCACCUUCCUCCAGGGGGAAGAAGAAAAAGAAGAAAUCUACCCGGAAGAAGAGAAGGAGGUCCCCGUCAUAUAGCCCAUCGCCUGUCAAGAAAAAGAAGAAGAAAGGCUCCAAAAAACAUAAGCGACACAGGUCGUUCUCCAAGAAGAGAAGGCACAGCUCCUCCAGCCCAAAAAGCAAAAGGAGGGAUGAGAAGAGGCACAAAAAACAAUCACGAAGCCGGCCCCGAAAAUCUCAUCGUCACCGUCAUCACCAUUAUCCUUCACGAUCCCAGAGCUCCGAGUCCCGCUCCUCAAGCUGUGAGAGCAGGCACCGCGGCAGGUCCCCCGAGGAAGGGCGGAAGUCCCGCCGAAGGCACUCCCGCCGCUGCUCCAGGACCCUCGGCAAGGCCAGCCCCAAGGCCCGCUCCAGCCCCCCGCCCAACCAGUCCCUCCAGAUGCUCAGCCUCCUGUCGGCCAGGGGUGUAAUCACUGGGUCGGGGUCUGCAGCUGACCUCUUUACCAAAACAGCCAGCCCGCUCACCACGUCCCGAGGACGCUCCCAGGAGUAUGACUCAGGCAAUGACACCUCUUCACCACCCUCCACGCAAAUCAGCUCAGCCAGGUCACGUGGUCAAGAGAAGGGGAGCCCCAAUGGGGGCCUCACCAAAAGCCGGGAGCUCAAUUGUGGCAACACCUCGGAUUCAGGGAACUCCUUCACCACCUCCUCACCCCAGAACAAGGGGGCCACUCUGGAGAAUCUCUCCCCCACCAGCAGGGGCAGAGAGUCAAGAGGAUUUCAGUCGCCAUGUCUGGAAUGCGCAGAGGUGAAGAAGUCCAGUUUGGUCCCAGCCACAGCCCGGAGCUCCCCCAUGAGAGGGUGCUCCCGCAGCCCCUCCUAUGCCAGCACCCGCUCUUCCAGCCACUCCUCCCGAUCCCCGAACCCCAGGGCCUCCCCCAGGUACACCCGAAGCCGAUCCACCUCCUCUGGAAAAAGGUCCUACUCGCGCUCUUCCAGCUAUUCCUCCAAGUCUGGCAAGAGGAGCCCGCCCAGCAGAAGCUCCCGAUCCCGUCGCAGCCCCAGCUACUCGCGUUACAGCCCCAGCAGGGAGCGGGACCCCAAGUACAAUAAGGACUCGCAGCAGCGGGAGCGCGAGCGAGCGCGUCGGAGGCGGCGGUCCUACUCGCCCAUGCGAAAACGCCGGAGAGACUCCCCGAGCCACUUGGAGGCGCGGAGGAUAACCAGUGCCCGGAAACGCCCCAUCCCCUACUACCGGCCCAGCCCCUCUUCAUCCAGCAGCCUCAGCAGCACCUCCUCCUGGUACAGCAGCAGCAGCAGCCGCUCGGCCAGCCACAGCUACUCCCGCAGCCGCAGCCGGAGCAGGACCCGCAGCCGCAGCCGCAGCCGGAGCAGGACCCGCACUAGCAGCAGCUCCAGCUCCCGCAGCCCCAGCCUGGGCUCCCGGAGCCGGAGCCGGAGCCGGAGCCGGAGCUACAGCUCAGCAGACAGCUACUCCAGCACGAGGCGCUAAGCAAGGGCCCUCCCCUGAGCCAGCUGCCGGCAGGGGGGCCCCUUGCACUCUGCCAGCCUCCCCCACUCCCUGCCCACCCUGCCUUCUCCUUGGGGACAGACCUUGAGGGCACCUGGACCCUGUCCUUCCUGCUCUCCUGGGGAGGAGGAAAAGAGGGUAUGGGGCCUUCGGCCUCUACAUCAAGCUGCUAGGAGCCUCCACCAGCACCACCCUGGGGCUCAACUCGGGCCUGGGGUCUGGAGAGAUCUACCCUCUGCUGGCACAAAAAACCUCAAGGUUUUGUAAGAAGCAAUGGGUCCGUGAUUCGAACGUUUUGGACCUGGCCAGGAAAACAGUCUGCUCACCCACUGCUCACAGGAUGCAUAUGGAAGGCUAGCAUCACACUUGUCCUCACUCUCCCUUCAUUCAGCUUCCUGACCCUUGCAUGUGGACCCUCAUGGGGUGGGAGGAGACCAGAGGAAACCCAGGAAAGUUAGGCCCAGGAGAGGGAGUCAGGCCUUUCACCUCCCCAAACAGACCAGAGCAAAGGCUGGAAGGCUAUCCGAGGGGGGAGAGAAGGGGACCUAUCUAAGGAGGGAUCAUGGAUAUUUCAGUUGGAAGGAAGUGUCAGGAGAUAGGAAAUGGGUUCUCUGUGAGUACAGACGUGAAGGGCAGGGGUCAUUCGGCCGCCUUCCCCCCCCCCAUUAUCUUGGUGUGGUCUGGAAAAGCAGUCCAGUAGGUUCUAGCAAUGGAGAGACCCCCACAUGGCUUAGACAGCCUCUUGGCUCUUCACAGGGCCCCUGAACCUCCCUGAGAAAGGACACAGUGGAUAGUCAGGACAGCUUGGUCCACAGCCCCACAGCCCAAAUUGGCCUCAGCCUGCACUGGCUGGCACCAACUUGAUUCCACGAGACCAUCUGCUGAACGUCCCCCCCCAGUGCCAUGGCCAGCUGCCAGUCCCCAGCGCCGGCCAGUCUGGCCUUGCCCUCCAGUUGGUGCCUGCCUGCCCCCUCCCCCACUGCCAGGACCGCCACACCCUGGAGCCCACCCAAAGCAGCUGAGCAUCAGCUCACCCACCCUUAGCCCCAGCCACCCCCUUUGCCUCUCAGGAAUUUUGCUAGGAUGGGGCACAGCAGCUCAGGUUUUGGGGGGAAAGACCCAAAUCCAGAGAGUGUGAGGGGACAGGGACCUGGAUACCCCAUAGCCUGGGAUUCUGCUGGCUUCUGAGGCUUCUUUGUCAGCUCAAGCCCCACCUUCAUUUCUGCCCUCACCCUAUCUUCCCCCUGCCCCGGGGCUGGGCAGCACGGGUAAGCUGAUCUCCAACACACAAAUACCACCAGUUGCUUCAUCCACAGCAGUCACUGAGAACAGGGGUGUGAGGGGGAGGGUCCUUAAAAUAAACUCUUGGGCAUCCCCCUCACCAGCUGACUGGCUUUCCGGACCCUUGUGGGUGAGUUUCAAGUUUGCGGUGGCAACAGCAGCAGGACAGGGCAUGGAGAGAGAUAGGGGGGACAGUUCCUGGCUCUGGAUACUGGGGCCAGCUAUGGGGAAGCAGGGACCAAACACUCUUUACCCUUCACACCCCAGGGAAAACAUCUGAACAAAAAAAUCCUUUUUCUUGAAAGCAGUGACCCGUCUCCCCCAUCCUCCAGUCUUUCCCAUUACAUCACCCCGUGGGGCCAGAAACUGCCCCGCAACCACCCACAUCCUCCACCAGGAGAGCAGAGCGAGGCGCCCCAGACGGCACUGGACGACCUGGCCUUCCCACGAUGCCCUCUGGCCCGGCCCUGGGCCCCACCUGCCCAGACUGAUGGAUGCCAAUGCUGUCACCACGGAAGGCCGAAUGGCAGGUGCCUGGGACAGGGGCAGGUGCCCUGGGAGGGCAUGUACAGCAACUGUAAAUAACCCUCUUCCCUGCCCAGGAACGCAAGCUGGGCUCCAGUCUCCCACCAUGGAGCCACAGAACCUCAUUAGCGGGACAGCAGUGAGAGAGGCCCGAGAGCCUCCAAUCAGACUGCCUUCAGACAACUCUAGGGGACCAUUCUGCCUGGGGCUCCUAGCAAACCUAUUAUUUAUUUUAUUUAUUUGUUUAUUUAUUUAUAUGAUGACUUCUUUCUCUCUCUCUUAGUUGCCAUUAGCAGUAUUCAACUAUUUAUUUAUUUAUAUGAAGAGGGGUGUGUGUGUGUGUGUGUGUGUGUGUGUGUGUGUGUUUGGGGGGGGUGCUUCUAAAUUAUUUUUGCGCAUGUCUUUUUUUCCUCGCGUCUUUGUGGGUGGAAUCUGAGAGGUCUGAUGUUGAUUAAGGAUGUUGGCCUUGUCCCUGUGGGGGAGACCCACAGAGCUCUAAGUCCAAACAUCCUGGAUUUGGCCUGGAGGAGGUAUGGGGGGGGCACUUCAGACCCAAGGUUCAUGGUUAUGUCAGUGAGGUUCAGGCUUGUGCCCCAGCUCCCUGCCCACCAGCGGCCUCACUGAGGUAUCAGAAAGAUGAAAAACAGCCACGAGGCUUGUGAGCUAAGGCCCCGAAAUGAUACAGUGGAGUCACAGCUCACGUGGCGGUUGGAGUCUAAAGUUAGCAUAACGGAACGAAGGCAAAACUUGCCGAGUCAGAAAUCUCGGUGUGAGCGCUGUAGGGAGGCACUGCUGGGAGACAGCUCUACUGUCUCUUGCCCACUGAGGAGGCUUCGUUCCGUACUUAUUGAAAUAGCUGCCUUGGGUUUGGGCGGCCAUGGUGGUUUAGCACCGGGAUUAAACUUCGAGUUGACAAGGAGAGAGUAUGGCAAGAAUUGAGCUGACUGAGGGGAGAGAAGAGGCACUAGGGUCUCACCCUUACUCCAGGGCAUAGGGUAGUGGGCAGGAUCCCUCACUAGCUCUUCUGAGCAUGCAUGGUCUGUUUCGUGUAAAUUACACAUGCUUCCGCCUCCACUGUUCAUUUCUCCCCUUCCCCUGAGGUUUUUCCAGACUGCUCUAUUCCUUCUGUGGUGGACACACACUGCUUCCCGGAGCACGGUCCACCAUCCUAAGAGAGAUACACAGACCCAAAGCAAAAGCCUUUUACUUGAUCUCUUGCUUUCCAUCAGAGGAGAGCACAGAGCUAUUUCAGAAAUUAGGGAAGGGGGGAGGGGAGACAAGAUGAACAGCCAGAGGUUCCCCAAGAGAAGGUCAUUUCAGGGCCCAUCGAGCCAGAAUCUAGAGGCCUUUACCAGUCCUGCCUCUCUGACUAACUGCAGGGUCUUGCUGCUUCCCGGAGAGGACCCCACCCUUUCCAAAGUCACCAUUCACUGCCUUGGUAUCGCCAGCUCCUCUGGUCCAGCUUUGAGUUUGGUGAGACUUCUGCAACAUCCCUGGUUGUUUCCCUGGCAAUGUGACUUAACCCAGCUCUAACCCCCAGCCAGGGGGAAGUUUGCAAGAAGGCUGCUUAAAUGCCUCCUGGGGUGGGGAGUGAGGGAGGAAUCUCUAGCCGCCCCCCUCUGGCAGGAUCUGCUUCUCUAAUUUCCCUUACAUUUCCUUUCUUAUGCAUCCAAAAAUAAAACCCUUGUUGGGGUGCUGGUAACUUUGCUUAACCAGAACCCCCAGUUCCUGACAUCACUGUUCCUCUGCCUACUUCGCCCACAUUACCUUCUGUUUCCAGGGAAUGAAACAAAUAGCCUGAAACCUGCACCGCACUUAUUUUAAAAGCCGGCGUUGGGGGGGGAGGGGGUGGUGUGUGGCUAGAGGCCCAGCAAACAUGCAGCCUUCCUGGAGGAAUGAAUCUGGACAGGUCGCUCCGUUUUUCCAGGCCAAAGAUUACCCCUUUGAGAAGUGGGGGAGUUUUUGAAAUAUAAUCCAGAAUGUUGACCUGUGACCUGGGAAAUUGUCUAAAGACAGAGUGAGUUCACCAGGAUUGAGAAGGAAAAGGAAAAGCGCCUCAAAUAUUUUUAGGAGGUUCUCAAUCAUGAGAGUAAAACUUAAAGCAAUAUGUGAAUUCCCUUCAGUUAAACUAAGAAAAGCUAACUCCCUCCAAGCCCCCAUCCAGGAACAUUCUAGUUCAUCAACGUUUGACUGCAUUCCUAUCUCUGUUUCUUCCCUUCCGUGAAGGAAAGGCAAUCUUUCAGAAGCCAAACAAAACUAAGAUGUUUGAAAGACACAAGGGUCUCGGUGUCAGAGAGCCCCCAUCAUGCAUCAGCUCAGAACCAUCCUUCUUCCCAAAGGCUUUGCUGGAAGAGGGCCAAUGUUCGGGUGCUCCCAAAGGUUCCCAAGCACUUUUUUAUUAAGUCCCACUCCCACCAUUUCUUCUGCUAUAUUCUUUUCCACGAAUAUGCAAAAUAGUCUCACAAGCAUGUGUCUCCUUGCUUUGCUCUCCAGCUAAAUAGAAAAGUUUGAUUAAAAAACAAGCCAGGAUUCCUCAGAACGCUCCCUCCCCCAUUAGCCAGCUGCCUCCCACUGAGGAGCUCAGCUAGAUCUCCUGUCACCAAGCAGCGUGUUACUGCAAUCUCUUCCUCCUCACUUCUCCAACGAGCCAUUGAUACCGAUAGACUUGGCAUCUCCCCUCGGUGGCUGCUGUUUUGGGCUUUUUUUUAUUGUAGGGGUUUUUUUUUGCGGGGGGUGGGGGAGAUGGUUGUUUUGCAUUGUAAAUACCAUGAUGGGGGCCCCUCAUCAGAACAUGGCUUAUUUAAUAAUUUAUUCCCUAUUUAUUGAGUGGUAUCGGGAGAGGAGAGGGACCACCUCUUCCCCUGAAUUGCUAUUGGAAAUCGGUCCUUCUCCCAGCUCUGGGUGCGGCGGUCUACAGCAAGGGGCAUUAUCGCUCAGGUAAUGAGUGCUAGAAUCACCCGGCAAAUUGGAAUUGGCAGAAACGGAGUUUUCAGUCAUACAAAUUAAGCUCAAAUGGAACUAAAACACUGGUUAUCUCCGGGAAAAACCUCAUUUUGAUGGAAAUUAAUUACGGAAUAAAAUGCCUGAGCACGAACCAACUUCUAUUAAAAAGUCACAACUCCUUGAAAAAAAAAAAAAAAGAGAGAGAGACAAAAUUGUAAUUUCUUUUCUCUGGCCAAGAAAAGAUAUGCCUCAUCUUCUAACGAGUUGAGCCAAAGAGACUGGAACAACAUUCCUUUGUGAUUCUCUGGCCUGUGUGUGUCUGUCUGGAUGAAAUGGAGUGGGUCUCAGGCCUCAGUGUUAUCAUCUGUAAAAUGGGACUUGCGCUAAGUGUUCUCGGCAGGGGAGAGGGAGGGGGUUCCAACUCUGAUGCUGCAAGCUCUUAACUGUCAGCUAUACGGUCCCUGGUGUCUUCUGCCAACUGCAGGACGAAGACGUCUCCCAAGGAAGGAAAUAAAAAACCAGGGUGUGGACCUCAUUU
This is a messenger RNA of Ailuropoda melanoleuca (giant panda), 7579 nucleotides long. It is a transcript of the gene SRRM4, whose product is annotated as serine/arginine repetitive matrix 4. NCBI's taxonomy places the organism in Eukaryota, Metazoa, Chordata, Mammalia, Carnivora, Ursidae. Gene Ontology annotation, molecular function: mRNA binding. Gene Ontology annotation, biological process: neuron maturation; mRNA processing; regulation of RNA splicing. Gene Ontology annotation, cellular component: nucleus. The record is from RefSeq and is a predicted model, not a curated record.